AUGGUUCAACAAAACCCUCCUUCCUUCCUCUCCUCCGCUCGAGAACGACUUUCUUCCAUUUCCACACACAUCAUGGGCGCCUCCAAUCCCUCCGUUUUCACUGCGGCUACCGUCGCUGCUGCUCCCGAAGAUCCUCUUUUCGGGUUGAUGAAGGCUUACCGUGAGGAUCCUUCUGAUAAGAAAGUUGAUCUGGGAAUUGGUGCCUACCGUGAUAAUAACGCAAAGCCUUGGAUCUUGCCCGUUGUCAAAAAGGCUGAUGAUGCUAUUCACAACGACCCCUCCCUGAACCACGAAUACCUCUCAAUCGGUGGUCUGGCUGAGUUCACCUCGGCCGCCCAGAAGCUCAUUGUCGGUUCCGACAGUGUUGCCAUCUCAGAGAAUCGGAUCUGCUCUCUGCAAACCAUCUCGGGAACCGGCGCCGUCCACCUGGGUGGUCUAUUCCUUUCCAAAUUCCACCCGCAAAAGCCCACCAUUUACCUCUCCAACCCAACCUGGGCCAAUCACAACCAGAUCUUCACAAACGUCGGCCUUAAGCUCGCCAACUACCCCUACUUCUCCAAGGAAACCAAGGGUCUUGACUUCGAUGGCAUGCUCCAAGCGCUGCGGGCGGCGCCGGCUGGAUCCAUCAUCCUCCUGCACGCCUGCGCACACAACCCAACCGGUGUCGACCCCUCGCAGGACCAGUGGCGCCAGAUCGCCACGCUGAUGCGCGAGCGCUCGCACUUCCCCUUCUUCGACACCGCCUACCAGGGCUUCGCCUCGGGCGACCUGGUCCGCGACUCCUGGGCGAUCCGCUACUUCAUCGAGCAGGGCUUCGAGCUGUGCGUCGCGCAGUCCUUCGCCAAGAACUUCGGUCUGUACGGUGAGCGCACAGGAGCCUUCCACUUCGUCUCUGCCCCUGGCGCGGAUGCUGCCACCGCCAAUUCCCACAUCGCUAGCCAGCUGGCUAUCCUGCAGCGCUCGGAGAUCUCCAAUCCGCCCGCGUACGGCGCCCGCAUUGCCAGCCGCGUUCUGAAUGACCCCGUUCUCUUCGCGGAGUGGGAGGAUGAUCUGCGUACCAUGAGCGGUCGUAUCCUGGAGAUGCGCAGUGGUCUGCGUGAGCGUCUCGAGGCCCGCGGUACUCCCGGCUCGUGGGAUCACAUUACCACCCAGAUUGGUAUGUUCAGUUUCACUGGCCUGUCCGAGGCCCAAGUUAAGACUCUACGCGAGAAGUGGCACGUCUACAUGACCAAGAACGGCCGUAUCUCCAUGGCCGGCCUGAACACGAAUAACCUGGAUUACUUCGCCGAGGCUGUCGACAGCGUCGUGCGCGAGAGUUCCUAG
Molecule: messenger RNA, 1323 nt
Organism: Penicillium manginii
Lineage: Eukaryota; Fungi; Ascomycota; Eurotiomycetes; Eurotiales; Aspergillaceae
Product: aspartate aminotransferase
Exons: 4
Coding region: 1-1323 (440 amino acids)
Biological process (GO): L-aspartate biosynthetic process
Cellular component (GO): cytosol
Molecular function (GO): pyridoxal phosphate binding; L-aspartate:2-oxoglutarate transaminase activity
Source: RefSeq, a predicted model, not a curated record